Messenger RNA from Syngnathoides biaculeatus (alligator pipefish), 1676 nucleotides. Its product is annotated as histone H3. The record is from RefSeq and is a predicted model, not a curated record. Lineage: Eukaryota; Metazoa; Chordata; Actinopteri; Syngnathiformes; Syngnathidae. Gene Ontology annotation, molecular function: structural constituent of chromatin; protein heterodimerization activity; DNA binding. The coding region runs from base 155 to 565 and encodes 136 amino acids. Gene Ontology annotation, cellular component: nucleosome. The transcript has a single exon.
GUCAGUAAUCUGGGCGGGGCUGACCUCCGUCAAAGGCCGCGCACCAAUCAGGAAUCGCCGGUCAGUGGGGGCGUCACUCGUGCGUGGCCUAACCAAGCGGUUAAAAGCAGCCGGGGGUCUGUUUCGUGUAUCCUGUUUCCUUUGCCGCGCAAAGAUGGCUAGAACUAAGCAGACCGCCCGUAAAUCCACUGGAGGUAAAGCUCCUAGGAAGCAACUUGCCACCAAGGCAGCCCGCAAGAGCGCCCCGGCCACCGGCGGUGUCAAGAAGCCUCACCGAUACAGGCCCGGUACCGUGGCUCUCCGUGAGAUCCGCCGUUACCAGAAGUCUACCGAGCUGCUCAUCCGCAAGCUGCCCUUCCAGCGGCUGGUGAGGGAGAUUGCGCAAGAUUUCAAGACCGAUCUGCGUUUCCAGAGUUCGGCCGUUAUGGCUCUGCAGGAAGCCAGUGAGGCUUACUUGGUCGGCCUGUUUGAGGACACCAACCUGUGCGCCAUCCACGCCAAGAGGGUCACAAUCAUGCCAAAAGACAUCCAGCUGGCACGUCGCAUCCGAGGAGAGAGAGCAUAAGCUCUUUUUCUUUCGCACCACAACGGCUCUUUUAAGAGCCAGCUCACUUUGAUCUAAAUGAUGUCUUCCAUCAUGACCUAAAAUGUAUCAUACGUUUAUUUAGAGAAGGGGCCAUAUAUUUUAGCAUACCCAAACAGACUGGGAUUACAAGUGAAACUAGUUUGCUCUCUUAAUCGCCUAUAAAAUUGUGUGCCUAUCAGGAAUAGUUUCCUAUAAACUGUCUACUGCAGGUUUCAAACAUGCGGCCCGCGAUAUAUUUUGCGCCCCAGCCUCCUUAAUAUGAAAGUAUAAUGGUAGCGCGGCGCUUGUUUUUUUUUUUUAUUUUUUUUUUUUUUAUUUUUUUUUUAUUAAAUGGAUGGCACUUUUACAAUGGUGUGUGUGUGUGUGUGUGUGUUGAGCAGACCAAUCAAGUUGGGGUAGAUUUCUAUCGGGCGUGUGACAGCGACCGGGCUUGAUACAAGCAGAGACUUUUUGAUGAAUGCUUUUUUAGAAGUUUUAUAAACACCAGCGCCCUUAAUUUUAUGUGUUUAAAAAAGAUGUUUGAGAAGAUAGGAUUGCUUUUAAUUUCUAAUUUUAAAUCCACAUAAAUCCAUGCGGGCUGAGGCUGCAGCCCCAAGUUAGUUUGAUUCCCUCUCGUCUACUGGUUCUUUGUUCUUCGCAGUACUCAAAAUCAAUGUCGUAGUAGCGCUGCACCGACUGCCGGAGAUAAGUUCCUUAUUACAUACUUUGCCAUUAAAUUCUGAGUCUGAAAAGAAUUGUAAUUAAAGACUGAGCCAUUGAGAGGACCAUGCUUAGACCUUUGGGGCGGAAAUAAUAUCGCAAUAUAUUUUUCAUCUCUCUCUCUCUCUCUCUCUCUCUCUCUCUCUCUCUCUCUCUCAUUUUAGCGGUCAAUGAUCCACAACAUAUAGCCGGUACUCUUAAAUAAUAAAUACAAGACUAUCAUCGCUUGAUAGGAUAAUGUGGGAUAUAUUUUUUUUUUUUUUUCAAGGCUAGUGAUCGGAUCAUCGUCUUGAUUGGACAACCGUUUCUCCGCUUCAGCUAGCCAAUCAAUGACUCGAAGCUGUAAAGGUAAAUACCCUACCUCAACGGCUUGGGCUAAAAAUCUAUACUA